GACGUUCGCUGCUUCCCGAAAUAAUCAACAUCCGUUCAACAAAGGCAUCGAAACGGCGUCAAGGCUGGACUAACACGGACAAUAACGGGGAAUCCCGUUUAUAAAUGAGCACUUAAACCAUCCAACAAGCAUCUAUGUCAAGACUGCCAACGGACCACAUCUAGCUGCCGUGUCUUCUGUCUCGCAUUGGACCACAGUGACAGUGCAUACCUAAUCUAAAUCAGAGUAUCGACUAAAUUAACCAAGACCGACGUCCAAAAUGGUUCAGAAUAAGAAUAACACUCCAGAAGUCACUGGCUUCCACCGCUCUUUUAAUGUCCAAAGCCCGUUCAAUUCUGAAGAUUAUACCAAAACAGACUCCAGUCUCCACGAGUCAAACUUACAUUUAGAUUGUCCCCCAAGACCUGACAUGCCAGCCAGCCAGCCGAUUAACAUCCCAGAUGCCAAGAAGAGGACCAAGAAGAAGAAGAGAUGCAGGGCCACCGACAGCUUCACAGGACGAUUCCAAGAUGUAUACGUUCUGCAGACGGAGGUGCUGGGCGAGGGGGCCUAUGCUGUCGUCCAGACCUGCGUCAACCUCAUCACCCAGAAGGAAUAUGCUGUCAAGAUCGUCGAGAAGCGUGCGGGUCUCAGUCGGAGCAGAGUCUUCAGGGAAGUGGAGAUGCUCUAUCAGUGCCAGGGACACAGAAACAUUCUGGAGCUGGUCGAGUUCUUUGAGGAAGAAGACAAAUUCUACUUGGUUUUUGAGAAACUAAGAGGAGGGUCAGUGUUGACCCACAUAGACAACACUUCAGUGAGCAGGAGGCCAGUUAUGUGGUAG
Molecule: messenger RNA, 820 nt
Organism: Oncorhynchus masou masou (cherry salmon)
Lineage: Eukaryota; Metazoa; Chordata; Actinopteri; Salmoniformes; Salmonidae
Product: MAP kinase-interacting serine/threonine-protein kinase 2-like
Exons: 8
Coding region: 260-820 (186 amino acids)
Biological process (GO): intracellular signal transduction; protein autophosphorylation; peptidyl-serine phosphorylation
Cellular component (GO): nucleus; cytoplasm
Molecular function (GO): calcium/calmodulin-dependent protein kinase activity; calmodulin binding; ATP binding
Source: RefSeq, a predicted model, not a curated record